AGGACACAGCAAGGAGCUUAGAGCUGUUUCAAGAUGGCCAAGACUUGGGCAAUUUUGCUGCUACCUGCUCUCUUCUACCAAGGUAAACUAAAGAUGGAUUGAUAGGAAAUACUAUUGUUGUUAUUAUUAAUUUUUAUAAUGAUGUUGCAGAAUGCACACUUUUAGUUUAGCUUUCAGCAGUGCAGGCAAGGCCAGAUUAAGACCUUUAGAGGCCCCAGGCACUGUAAAAUAUUUUUUUAUUUCUCAAAAGGAAACCUACGGUAAGAUGGAAAAUAAUGUUUGUUUUUGUAUACUUCUACUUUAUUCCAUGAUACGAACAAUUUAUUUACCAGUUUACAGCCAAAUUUUGUGCUUUAAUUAAUAGAGAUGAAUUUUGUCUCAGAAUUUGUAAACUGAAAAGCAGAGUUGCGGGUCCAUGGAAAAACUAACAGUGGAAAAUUUCUGUGGUGCCCCUUGAUACUCUAGCACAUGCUCAUUUUGCUUAAUGGUUCAUCCAUCUCUGGAGGCAGGUUUGAUAUUGCAGGAUCACGAGCGCUUUUUCGUCAGUCCUGCUCUUUUAUCCUUUUGACGUCAUCUAAAAUUUUACAUUCAGUAUGCUUUUCCUGCUAUAAGACAUUUCAGUGAUGCAUGGGAUUGUCCUGUAAGUCUGUAAUGCAGAGAUGCCCAAAAUAUUCCCUCCUUGGUAGCUGCUCCUGUAACAGCGGUUGGAUCUACAGCAGUUGCCCAGUGAUAUUGUUUAGUUCUAGCCAAGUAGAGUUUGGCAUCAUCCGCACUGAAAUGCAUUUAAAUUCCUAGAGUUACCUGGGAAGCGGGAUGGAUGGUUAAACCACUCUGGGAACGGUAGCUCCAUGAAGGGAAUAUGGGCCGCCUAACAGCUCUCAGCACUUUGGACACAAACUACAGCUCCCAGGGUUUUGCAGAGGAAGACAGGACUGCUUUAAGUGGUAUAAUAGUGCUUGAAAUGUAGCUAGUGCAGACGUGGAUUCCUGCAAUUCAAAUCUCCCUUAAGGAGCUAUGACCUCACUGCUUUGUUGCUUUUCCAGUCUGCUGGCAACCCUAACUAAGUGAACCAAGGCUAAAGAGAUGCAGUUCACUCCAGGCUGCUGCAGCAAUGAGGUGGACAAGCUAAAUCAUGAAAUGAGGCUUCUUGCAUUGAGACUGACCUGCUUCUCCAGCAAAGUUCAAAGUUCUUUAAUUGUGCUAUUGAGGACCAGCCUUUACAGGAGAAAAACCACAGCAUGGGGUCAGAGCAUCUUUUUGCAUGCAGGAGGUCCAAAGUUCAAUUCCCAGCAUUUCCAGGUAGAGCUGGAGAGCUGAAAUCCUGGAGAGCAGCUGUCACUCAGUGUAGACAAUACUGAGCAAGAUGAACCCUAAGGUCUGUCUCAGUCUAAGGCAGCUUAUUAAUUAACUAAAUUUUUAGACCCCCUUUGUCUGAAGACCACAGGGCAGUUUGCAACACAGAACCCAAAUGUCAACACGCAACGUAAUACCUAUACCUCAUAAAUACUGAAAGAGUUAGAAUCAUGGGAUAGCUCAGUUGGUUAGAACAUGGUGCUGAGAACGCCAAGGUUGCAGGUUUGAUCCCCGUAUGGGACAGCUGCAUAUUCAGGUUGGACUAGACGAUCGUCAGGAUCGUUCCAACUCUAUAAUGCUGUGAUUCUAUGAUCUGUAGAAUUGGAAAGAUCCCAAGGGACAUCUAGUCCUAUGCAGGACUAUUAUUAUAGAAUUAUAAUAAAUACGUAAUAAAAUACAGAUGAUUGUAACAGCAACAGCAUCAAAAACAAGGGAGGCAAGAAUCAGCAACCAGGUAACUAAAAUGCAAAAAAAAAAACCAAUGCAAAAAUACCUUAUAUUUUCUCUAGCCAAAGACAGCGCUUAAUCCUAGCCACUGCACAGAAAAUGGCAGACUUUCCUAGUUCUUGCCUGGGAGCUUUCCUUUUCUUUCCCAAUCUUUCAGUCUGGGCAAUCUUCACUUCCUUCCCUCUAACUCCCCACAGUUCCUUCCCCAAAUCCACCUGCCACCUUAAUGUUUCUGUAGCUUCUGUAGCAAGGAGAGGGAGAGAGAGGACUGGGAGGCAACAUGGGGAAGCCCCACCCUGAGAAUGACUUGUCCCAAAUUUGACAUAAACACCCAGAAGGUGCCUCCUCCUCCUCCACGGACAGGGAUUUUACAAAACACCUUAUGAUGGAAAAAGGACAAUUAGCAAACAACGUGAUCCUCUGGCUUCCCGGGUUCUCUGGUCCAGGAAUUCUGGAGACCAGAAUAAUUAUGUGGGGUGCGGUUCCAUGCAUCCCAGAAACAUGUGUCCCAGAAACUUAUUCUCUUUUCUUCUUGUUGUUGUUGUCUUUGAAAAUUGGAGCCUAAUCUUUGAAACAACAACAACAACGAAAAGGAGACGAAGUUUCUGGUCCUCAUGGGAGGAGCCACUAUAGCAGAAACAAGGAACCUGGUGUCUUCCAAAAGUUGUUGGACCAAAAUUCCCAUCAACCUCAGCUGGUACGGCUAAUGGUCAGGGAUGGUGUGUGUGUGUUGUUUCAAGUAUCUGGAGUCCCCUUCCCCUUUUCUCCAUGCCUGCCCUUACUAAUUGAGAAGGAAGGGGGAACCUGCCUUUGCCAUAUUUCUGCUCCCAAAAUUUCUAAACCUGCAUGUUAAAAGUUCACCAUGUGGGGAUUAAUUUCUCUUUAACAUCUUCCUGCACUGUGUGUUUAUUCUGAAAUAAGUCCUACUGAACUGGGGGACUCAUGCACACAACCAAUGACUUUAAACAGUCCUGGCUUCCGCCAAAUAAUCCUGAGAACUGUAGUUUGUUAAGUGUGCCAAGCAGGGCUUUUUCCCCCAGCCGGAACUCACUGGAACUGCCAUUGCUAUUAUAUGGGAACAAGGGUUCAUGGUGAGUUCCAGCACCUCUUUUUCUAGAAAAAUAGCACUGGUGCUGAGAGUUGUUAGAGACCUUUAUUCCACCCCCAGAACUACAAUUCCCAGAACAGUUUAACAAUAAACACUUCUUCCCAGGGGACUGCAACCCUGGGGUCUCCUAAGAGCUCUCAGCACCUGUAAGAAACUGCAGCUCCCAGGAUUCCAUGGAGGAGAAGCAUUUUAUGGAGAACCUAGACACCUUCCAACUAUUUAUUCAGCAUUCUUUCUGAUUUGAUGGUGGGGAGGUUACACAAAGCGGAAUGGUUAUCCCAUGCUUUCUGGGAUAGCAUUUUCUUGUCACUUUUCAGACCAUUCCACAAAGGCAUUCCACAGAGGUUCAAUGCAGUCAUUUGAUGUUCAUUGGGUGCCAACUAAGGAUUACAAUGCCUGCUGUUGACCGACACAGACACUGCAAUGUCAGUCCCGGAAUAAAAAUCUUGGAGAGAUAAGCACUUUGCGCUUGCCGACUCUUGCUUAUUUAUUUUAAAGUGCAUGUGAUGCAAGUGAAAUCCAUUAUGCAAAGAACUGUGGAAGUGAUACUCGUGGUGUGUAAUGAGAAAGAUUAAAAUCUGAUGAGCCUGCAUGACAUAUUCCCAACGUGCUCCUUGUUGCGUAACUCAGUUCCACAGCUGAGCAGCCAGCAGAUGGCAUCCAACAGGCACAGUUUUCCCUCACAAAGGGUUCGACCCACAAACACGAGACUCUUAAUCUCCGGGUCAUGGGUUCGAGCCCCACAUUCGGCAAAAGAUUCCUGCAUUGCAGGGGGUUGGACUAGAUGACCCCCAUGGUCCCUUCCAACUCUACAAUUCUGGAUCUGGGGGAAUUUAUUAGUAUGCAUCAAAGUAAAAGUCAAACAAAAGUAUGGAUGAGCCCAAAGUCUCCCCAUAUUGGGGGAAAGCACACCUGGUGAAUAUCUGCCUGUUGUGCAGAUGCUAAAAGACGGAGUGGGAGAAGCAGCCUUAGACGUGACCAAUUUCUCUCCCUCCUCUUCCAGCCUUUUCCUUGCAAUGCAACACGUGUCACGGUGAGUACGAUUGCUUAGGAGAGAACGUGACGUGUGAAGAUCCUUCGGCCAGCUGCUCAACAUCUGUCCGAAAGGCUUAUGUCGGUAAGUAUUAUUUUUAGCGGUGGUCAUGCGUACUUCUUGUUUGUUUUGUAAGGACUGUAGGUCAUCCAUAAACAAAAAAACAUGUUUCUAUCUAAAAACAAACAGAUUAGAACAGCAUUCUAAUGUCGUGAUCGGGGCUAAAUAAAGUCACAAACCAGUGAGCUAGCUUUCAAGCUUCACAGAACUCUUCCUCAUAUUGGGCUUGGUGAUCAACAAUAAAAAGUCUGGUGUUGGGGUGGGCAGAAUGUUGCUGUUAGAGGGCGUAGUAGAAGAAAUCUGAGGUUUCAGGUCUUGCCUUUAUCACCAUACCAUCACCAUGCUUUCUGGGAAAAUUUGAGGUUGGGGCACGAGAAAACAAUACUAACUAACCUAUCCUGAAGCCUGCCAAUUGUUAUGGGAGCUGAGCAUGUGUGUGUGUCUCCUUGCAAUAGAAAACUCAAGUUGUGAGUGCCAACAGGAAUCCCAAACUUUGGGGUUCGUAGUUAAUGCUAAGUAGGAACCCCAUGCUUGACAUAUCAAUUACUCAGUUUGUGGGAUGCUACAAAAUGUGGGGGGUUUGCUGCCCCCCCAAAACCCUGCAAAACUUUGGCACAAGUUUGCAGAGGACCCCAAAUUUGGGGUCUGUAGUUCAUGGGCCCCCAACAGGAUUGUAGUGAAAAGAGGCAAUGAGAAACAAGAGCAAGCUAUCGGCAAGCUUGGGGGAAAUCCAUGGUUUGCAGAAGUGUAAAUGGGCAGCAGAAGUGGGUCAGCAGAGGUGAAGGUGGUAGUGAUGCCCAAUGGUCAGGUCAAGUAGACCUUUCUCGGAGUGUGACCAUAGCAGGCUUAAGGCAGGGCCCUUCUCGGUCCAGCCUGACUCACAAAGAGACACUUCUGAGAGUUCCCCUGCUUGAUUUGCCCUAAUAUAUAGUAGUGUGGGAAUGAAAUGAAAGGUACCUCUGGGUUUCAUACAGCAAAAGGAAAACUGGGCUCGGGUCCCAGUUUGUGAGAUGCUGCGUUAACUACAACAUUAUUUCUUUCCCUGUCCAGGCUUCCUGGAAUUCCAGUCGGUGAGGAAAGGCUGUGCCCCCCAGCUGUUUCCCCACGAAUCCAUCUCCCUCAACUCUCACCUCAUGUCUCUUUCGUACCAGGCACGCUACUGUGCUGAGGAUGGCUGUAACAAUGAGACCUACUUUGGUGAGUCACAUGGCUGCCGGCACCCAAAAUGAAACCAGGUUGAAUUUUUUUUUUGGGGGGGGGUUGGAUUUUGAGGGAGGCUGAAAGCGUAUGGAGACAAUGCGUGAAAUUUCCAAGAGAGAGUUACCUAGAGGUCUACCAUUGUUACCCAUUUUCACCUGAGGUGUGUAGGAACUUGUUCUAUUGUAUGAAUGCAAUGAAUAAAUAUGACAAGGGUGAAGUUUGAAUUCCUUGCCUUGCCUGCAAAGUGGUUAGCAAAGUGGUUGGACCAGGACCUUGGUCAGGGUUCGACACCACACUCAGCUAUGAAGCUCACCUUGGGCCAAUCAACUCACUCUCAGCCUGGCCUACCUCUCACGGUUGUUGUGAGGAUAGAAUGGGGAUUGAUUGAUUGAUGGAUUGUAUUUCUAUUCCGCUUUUCAUUCAAAUGAAUCUCAAAGUGGCAUACAAUCAAUAAAUAACCGUAACAUAAUAAAUCAUAAUAUCACAUCGCGAAUACAGCAUACAUCAUAUAAAACAAUUAACGAAUUAACAGUUGCAAUCUAUAAAAAAACCUUAAAACAUCAACUAAAAAAAUAAGCUAUACCUCACAAUUACGGCAAGUCAUGUGAUUAACAAAUCAAUGAGGCAUUUAGAAUCUAUAAAUAUUAAAAACAUUCACAAAAUAGCAACUGAAAAUAUAAACUAAGCACUUAAAUUCAUUCACACAAUCUCUGCGCCCCCGUGACUCAUAACCUUUCACUCUGUUCAGUUCAUUAACUGCCUUGAGCUCCUUGGAGGAAAGGUAGGAUUUAAAUGAAAUAAAGAAAGUCGUUUUUUUAAAUAAAAAACACUCCCAGGUUCCUUUGCUGAUUGUCCAUAGGAUGCCAUCCCCCCUGCCCUCCUAUGCCAUCUCACUGUGCUCUCCCUCCCUAAGCACAUGCUAACCCCCACCUCCUGUCUCCCCCCAGUCUCCCAUCCUGCCCCUGUCAAUCACAUGCGCUGCCACAGCUGUGCCACCCAAGGAGCCUGGUGCCCCGAAGCUUCUCGCACUCAGAUCAGCUGUGCUGGGGAUCAGGACCAGUGUUUGGAUCUUGCCGUCACCGGAAAACUGGGUGAGUUGGUGGUGGUGGGGGCGGUAGGCAGUGCAGGAUGUGUGGGGGAGGGAAAGAGGUGAGGUGUUUUUCGGAAGAGGGAGAUGAUGAUGGGAGGGACCCGUGGAGAUGUGGGAGGAGACACAAAGGGGAGAAACCUGGCAAAUCAGAACUGGGGAUAAGAGUCUGCUGGAUCACCGUGGCCAACCAGAGGCCUGUGGGAAGCUUGCAAGCAGGACUCAACCACAAGGGAGCGUGUCCCCUCCUGAUGUUUCCAGCAACUGCUGUUCAGAAGCAUUACUGCAGAACAUAGCCACCAUGACCAUCAGCCACUGAUAGACUUCCCCUCCUCCAUGAUGGGUUCUGCAGUGUCUUAUGUCUUUUGCUGUCAAUUAUGCCUGCAGGUCCGUAUGACAACAUGAAGAUGAAGGGCUGCACCAACCUCCCACGGUGCCAGGAGACCUUGAGCUUCCACUCUGCAGACCGUACCAUCCAUGCCAGCUGCUGCUCAACAGCCCUCUGCAAUACCUUCAACCCAGGUAACUACUAAACUUGAUAGCCGGGCAUCAGAUAUGGAAUUGUACGGUAUAGGAUCAAUUUGUUUUCUUGUGACAGUGGGUUCCCCAGCAUGCUAAGCCACCCUCAGUCCUUAUCUCAUACAUCUGCAACAGUGGUGGUGUGGCCUUGUGUCCUCCCAAUGUUCUUGGUAGAGCACAGCCAUCAUAGCUAGUCAUCAUUGAUUUCCUUUUCCUCCAUGAAUUUCCCCAGUCUUUUUUUGUUGUGUUGUUGUUGUUUAGUCAUUUAGUCAUGUCCAACUCUUCAUGACCCCAUAGACCAGAGCAUGCCAGGCACUCCUGUCUUCCACUGCUUCCCACAGUUUGGUCAAACUCCUGUUGGUAGCUUUGAGAACACUGUCCAACCUUCUCGUCCUCUGUUUUCCCCUUCUCCUUGUGCCCUCCAUCUUUCCCAACAUCAGGGUCUUUUCCAGGGAGUCUUCUCUUCUUAUGAGGUGGCCAAAGUAUUGGAUCCUCAGCUUCAGGAUCUGUCCUUCCAGUGAGCACUCAGGGCUGAUUUCCUUCAGAAUGCAUAGGUUUGAUCUUCUUGCAGUCCAUGGACUCUUAAGAGUCUCCUCCAGCACCAUAAUUAAAAAGCAUCAAUUCUUCGGCAAUCAGCCUUUUUAUGGUCCAGCUCUCACCUGGAGCAGGAACCGGCAAGCCACUCCAGUAUCCCUGCCAAGAAAACUCCAUGGACAAAGUCCUCUUUUAGACCUAUCCAACUUGGUGGCCAUCACUGCUUCUUGGUGGACCAAGUUCCAUAGUUUAACUAUGCGCUGGAUGAAGAAGUAACCUUUUUUCCCCUGUUCUGAAUCUUCCAGUUUUCAGUUCCUUUGGCUGUCCAUGAGUUCCAGUGUUAGGAGAGAACGAGCAAGUCCUUUCCUCUAGCCCCCUUUUCCCUGCCAGGCUACCUGGUCUACGCUCAGGGCUGAUGGGAGUUGUAGCCUAGCAACUUCUAUUUUAUUUUAUUUUUUAAAAUUAAUUGAAUUUUCAAAUUAUAACAACAAAUUUUCCACAAAUCUUAAUUAAACAAUUUAUAUAUCCAUAUUUCUCCCCCCCCCCCUUUGGCUUCCCCCGUAUUUCUGUACUGAUUUAUUCAACAAUUUCUAUACCCUGCUGGUUUGACCAGUUGUGAAAGUUUAGUCAAAACCUGCCAGUGAGUCCAAGUCUUUAUACUAUCUUUUUAUAUAAUUUAUAAAUGGUUCCCACUCUUUUUUGAAAUCAGUGUUCUCUCUCUCCUGUAUCCUCUCUGUCAGCUUAACCAGUUUCGCGUAGUCCAUAAGCUUGGUUUGCCAUUCUUCCUUUGUUGGCGUUUUCUCUUUUUUUCCAUACUUGUGCUAAUAAAAUUCUUGCUGCUGUUGUUGCAUACAUAAACAAUCUUGCUGCUAGCAACUUCUAGAGGACUACAGAUGAGGGAUGCAGUCAAAUGCUUAGGACACUGGUAUAUUCUACAGGCGACCUUGGUCUUGUUGUUUUUUGUAUAGCUAGCCUUGAAUGUAUUGUCUCUUUGGGCCAAACAAGGCAGAACAUCCAUUGGUGAUUUCUGUCAGGACCAUGGCAGGCAGAGAAGGCAAGGGUGGCCCCUGCUGGGCUUCUAUUGGUGAAGACAGAAGUCUUGGUCACUGGCAAAGGUCAGCCAAACCGCAGCAGCAUGCCUGCUCCGUUAGAGGAUCUUGGUGAUCCUCAGCAUAAAUUCUACUCAUUGAAUUCUACUCAGUAUUGAACCAGAGCAGAACUCCAAUGUAUAGUUAGCAGACUAAAAACUUAAAUAGACCAGAGGCAACUGUAUUUCAUCCAGCAGAGCUUUACUGCUACUGAAAGCAAAUGAGCAUAAUGGUCACAAAUCUAAUACAUUCAUGAUUGGCAGUGUCCACUUGUAGCAGACUUAACUUAAACUUACAAUAACUUAUAAUAGGUCUAAAUCAUAACACUAUAUACAGAACACCACACCAGAAGGAAGAGAGAUAGAAAGAGAAAGUAAAACCCAGGAUCCUUCUUUUAUAGUCAGGAUGACCUUGAAGAAGAGAUAAGAGAACCAGUUUAAGCCAGCUGUACUCAGCUUCUCUGAAGGAAUAACCUAAACAUCAUGAACCUUCUGCUUGUUUGUUUCACACAGAGAAGCUUCCGGAACCCUCUUGAAUUAAUCAGAAUAGGAAAGAUUUCUUCUGCCCUAAGAAAUGCAAACUGACAAAGGAAUCAGGCAGUCUUUUGGGUACUCUGUGCCCAUUGCUUAGGGCUUUGUGAAUUGACGCAAUAACUUGGUCUGGUAGAAAAUAGGCAUCCAGGUCCACUCUUGCAGCAAGGAAAUAGCAUGCACUCCUUGUAGCUGGAAGCGAGUCCAGUCCACAACCUGCUGCUUGUGCAAAUGGCAGGAGGAUUCCUGGUUGUUACGACGCAGGCAUGCCUCAUGGCUGUUUCUUUCACUUUUCUCUCUCCUUUCAGAUCUUCAUGUCCAAAGCCAGGCAACGAACGGGCUAGAAUGCUAUAGCUGUGUGGAUGACAACGGCUCUGGGUCCGGGUGCUCCAAAAAAUCAAUCUCCAAGGUGCAAUGCACAGGCAUCCACAACAUGUGCUUGGAGGGGGUUGGCAACAGCCGUAAAGGUGAGUGUUGAUCUGCAAGACUCCCUACACUUAAGUUUCCGGUGCCAUUCUGGUUAGGCAGAGGAGGCAAGCAUUUUUUUGUUUCCUUCCGGAAACAGCAAAACCGGAGUCAAAAGUGGGCAGGACACUCACCCCCCCUUCUCGUAUCCAAAGGUGUAGUAGUCUGAGGUCGGGUGGGGGUUGAAGACUUGUUACUCUUUCUGUGUUAGGGUCCCUGUCUCCAGCAUCUGAGAGCUGCCCAACCAGCAUAAAAUGGGAAUUUUUUAGUCACUGGGAAGAAGUCUUUUCAACCCUUUGCAUUGACUACAGUCCAAAAAAGUGCAAGGGGGGAGGUGAGUCAGACACUGAGGAUUGGCCCUUAGGGCCACUCUGGAGAAGGUGCACAAGAAAAACUCUGAGUUGUUCCAUGUGCUGCAGAGCUAAAUGUUUAGGUACACCAAAAGAAUGAGGUGCUUUAGUUUCAGGAGAUUAGUGUGCAAGUUCUGUCGCAUGCACUGGGCACCAAAACCCACCCGCAAAGGUUAAGUCACUCUAAAAGAAAUUGUAGGAGCUCUCCAAAUCGUUUUCCAGCCACACGUCAUAUGAGAUUUAAGGUGUGCGACAAGGGCUGCAGUUCACACUCACCGGGGGAGAGUAACCACAACAGCCUUGUAGGGAGCAAUAAACCCUUUUGACUAAUUGACUCUGUUCCCUUUUCUUUUCUUCACCUGCAGCUGGUAGGGAUUUGGGCCUAGUGACCUUCAAAGGCUGCGCCUCCCCAGCCAUGUGCCAGAGCUCUCUCCUGGCUUUGGUACAAGAGCUGGACAACGCCGACGUCAUGUGUUGCCAAGGCAACCUCUGCAAUGACCGCAUCGUGGAUGGCGUGGUGACGCAGCGCAUAGUCUCUGCGGACAGCGCUGACACCACAACGGUGGCAGAGUGCGCCACCCCCACGCCAUCUGGCACUGCACCAAAUCCUGACUGCAUCUAUGAUGAUGAGGAUGAAGACAGCGUUGCGGUUGCCCAUGUCCCCGCUGGUGCAGACCUGUCUCCCGGGAGCCAUGUCAAUAAUGAGACGGCCUACAAGGUCAAUGAGAAGGAAGGGAGUGAGUCUUUGGUCAAUGAAGGCGACCGUAACCACUCAACAACUGCAGGCGAACACGCCGUCAAUGAGAAUAUCGUUGGCGAUCACACAGAGGGCCACACCGUCUCCCCCGCAGGCACCACAGACUCUGAGGACAUGGCAGCCGGCAGUUCCUCAGCUGCCACAAACUUGGACGAGAGCAACGCCGGCACCAACACCACCUCUUCUGGCAAUCAUGGCAGUGUUGUUGUGCUGGUGCCCGUCGUAGUCCCCAAGAAGAAUGCCACUUCUGCCACGGCUACCACCACCUCCUCUUCCUCCUCAGAAACAAGCGCCGGCAACAUGGUUGUGGUGGCUUCCAGCGAUGACGAUGAUGAGUAUGAAGAAUGUGAGGCAGAAGAAGAGGCCAUCAGCACCGGGCAGCAGUUCAUGGCUGGUAAGGAGGCAAACCGUGAAGGUUCGGCCGCCACCCAUCCUUCAGGUGUGUUCUACGAAAGUGAAACCCGGCCACAUGGGUCUGCUCACUCUCCUGCUACCGGUACAACAGGAAACACCAAUGUGGACCACACUGGCCAUGCUACUACUAGCAGUGAAACCUUUGCCGUCGGUGGCAAUCACGGAGAUGCCAGUGGUGAGCAUGUCACCGUUGAUGGUAGCACUCCCCAGCCAGGCCAUGCCACCAGUGGCUCCACCACGGGAGGAAAGGUGGAGGCAGGUGCCCCUGUUGUGAUCACUGCCAAUGCACCAGCCACCACCAGCAGUCCUGCUGGAGCAGUCCUCGUUUCUGGAGCAGCAGCUGGCACUCCACGCCCCAAGAAGAAGAUCCCAUGCAAGCGGCCCGGGCCCCAAAGCCGACCCGGCGUUAACCUGGCAUCCGCACCUGGAGCUGAGAGCCGAGGCGUGGAAGACACUGCCACCAAGAACCCUGAACCCUCGUUGUUCAGUGAUGCUAAGCAGCCGGAGCUCAAUGCAGGGGGGAAAAGCAGCCUUGACAAUGGGGCUUUGGGCCUUGUCUCCAACUUGGGCCUCUUCUGUUUCACUCUCCUGUUGGCUGCCCUGUUGCAUUGA
This is a messenger RNA of Podarcis lilfordi (Lilford's wall lizard), 11557 nucleotides long. The record is from the annotation of a GenBank genome assembly. NCBI's taxonomy places the organism in Eukaryota, Metazoa, Chordata, Lepidosauria, Squamata, Lacertidae.